Molecule: messenger RNA, 3068 nt
Organism: Biomphalaria glabrata
Lineage: Eukaryota; Metazoa; Mollusca; Gastropoda; Planorbidae
Product: mismatch repair endonuclease PMS2-like
Exons: 24
Coding region: 1-2982 (993 amino acids)
Biological process (GO): mismatch repair
Cellular component (GO): MutLalpha complex
Molecular function (GO): mismatched DNA binding; ATP-dependent DNA damage sensor activity; ATP binding
Source: RefSeq, a predicted model, not a curated record
AUGGCGGGAGCUCCUAUAACUUCCAUUGUAAACAAUAUGGCUGCUGUCUGUUGUGACAAUACUGAUAAUGAAAUGCAAACCCGACCUGUGGAUCUAGAUCUAUCUGAUUUUAAUAUUUCAAUACAAGAACAACCAGAGAGCGUACAAUUAAGGGAAACCCAAGAGGAUAUUCCUGCAACAACCAAGUUAGCUCCAAAUAUUCAGGCAAUAGACAAGGCCUCAGUACAUAAAAUUUGUUCAGGUCAGGUUGUCCUGACCCUAGCCACUGCUGUAAAAGAGCUGGUUGAGAACAGUGUGGAUGCAGGCGCCACUAUCAUUGAAAUAAAGUUACGAGAGUAUGGCAGUGAGAGUAUUGAGGUCUCCGAUAAUGGGCAAGGUGUUGAAGAAAUGAACUUCGAAGGCUUAACACUGAAACAUCACACGUCAAAACUUCAGGACUUUGAGGACUUGGUGAACGUGUCGACUUUCGGUUUCAGAGGGGAAGCUCUCAGUUCUCUCUGUGCAUUGAGCAAUAUGGUGAUAGUAACAAGACACCAGACAGUAGCAGUUGGCACAAAGCUUGAAUUCGACCUGAACGGCAGAAUUGUUUCCAGGAAAACAGUUCCCCGCCAGGUUGGCACCACCGUACACAUACAAAACAUAUUUCACACACUUCCUGUGCGACACAAGGAGUUUCAGAGAAACGUCAAGAAAGAAUUUGCCAAGCUGGUUCAGGUACUGAAUGCAUACUGCAUCAUCAACACAGGAGUCAGAAUUUCCUGCUUCAACCAAACAGGCAAAGGGAGUCGCACCUCAAUUGUAGCCACCAACGGCAAUGAAUCAAUCAGAGAUAACAUAAGCAACGUCUUCGGUGCAAAGCAGCUAUCGAGUCUGCUUGAGUUCUGUCAGUCAGAAGCCAAAGACGACAUUUGUGAAGACUUUGGAAUAAAACCUCAACAAAGGCCUGGGGUCAAAUUUCAGAUUCAAGGUUUUGUCUCAAAAUGUGAGCACGGUCAAGGUCGCGGUACAACAGACAGACAGUUUAUUUUCAUUAACAAACGACCUUGUGACAGCAGUAAGAUUGUGAAGUUAGUAAAUGAAGUCUAUCAUGGCUACAACAGACAUCAAUAUCCAUUUAUUGUCCUCAGUAUAUCUGUAGAUAAAGAAUCUGUGGAUGUCAAUGUUACGCCAGAUAAGCGACAAAUUUUCUUGGAAGGAGAACCAUUUUUAUUGGCUGUCAUCAAGGCGUCAUUAAUACAAAUGUAUGAGCCAACCAUUUCAGUCUAUAAAGUCAACAAUAUUUUGUCUCCUGCCAACUCUGGUAACAGUGAAAGAGGAGACAACCCAAGUCACAGUUUUACUUUUGGUAAUAAAAUCAAAGAGGAGCAAGAGUUGACCCCCGUCCCCACUAAAAAUGCUUGUGGUUGGCCAGACGUUUUAAAAAGAUACCAUUUAAAAAUACAAUCAUUGUUGAGGUUACGCUAUUAUUUUGCUUUAAAACAGUUGGCGUCAGAUCUCUCCAAUUCUGUGGCCAAGCUGAAACGCUCAUUCAGUAGUGCCUUCACAAGAAACAGUCCAGUGACUCCAGUCAGCCCAAUCAAAAAAGCAAAAAAUGCUUGUCCAAGUUUUAUAUCCAACAAGUCCAUGUCUCAGACUCCCCAGGAUAAGAGUUCCAUAACUCAUUUUUUCAGGAAAUCUGUAAAAACUACUACUUCAUCAAAUAAUGAAACAAUAGAUUCUGACAAAAGUGUCUCAAACACUGACGAAUCUGUUCAGUUAACUAGUUUGCAAGAUGACGUCUUUGAGACUGGACACAUUGUGUCUUCAGAUUCAAGAGUUUCUUUUCCUGUGGACCUUACGGUUUGUGAAGGUGACCAUGCAGUUUGUGAUGGCCCAAGCACUGACAAUGUUUGUGAUGCACAGGCCGUCACUAAAUUACAUUCUGUCUCGAUGAGUUUAAGCUCACAAACAAUGUUAACCUCACACCGGAGUCCUGGCAUUGAUACCUCACCAAAACCUGAAACUUCAGUCAGUGACAAUCGAUUUAAAAUAACUUUCCACACACCUUCUAGUCAAGGAAACUCAGGGGAAAGCUUUAACUGUUUAAGUUUUCAAACCCCAGAGAAAGAUCAACACAAUAAUGAGGAAAGACGUCACAGCCAAGCACCACACUAUGAACCUCAGUAUCAACCAUCAAAUCUUCAAACUGAAUCACAAGUAGAAUUAGAUUUACCGCAAGAAACAAGUGAACGAAAACCUUUGGAAAAAAUCAUACCCUUUUCGAUGGCUAAAUUAAAAGAAAACAUGGCUGCUUUAUCUUUGAAUGUGUCCAACAAAAAUUCAUCAUUUAGUCGCUGCUUUCGUGCUAAAAUCAAUCCAGCAGACAACUCGUCAGCAGAAGAUGAACUCAAACGAGCUAUAAGCAAAGACAUGUUUAUCAAGAUGGAAAUUCUGGGACAGUUCAAUCUAGGCUUCAUCAUUGCCAAACUGGACAGCGACCUCUUCAUCAUUGACCAGCAUGCCACGGAUGAGAAAUACAACUUUGAAAUGCUGCAGCGAAACACUGUCUUACAGAGUCAGAAACUGAUCAGUCCACAAACUAUAGAGUUGACAGCAAGUAAUGAAGCCAUUCUUGUUGACAACUUAGAGGUUUUCAAGAAAAAUGGAUUUGACUUCAUUGUCAAUGAAGAAGCUCUGCCAACUCAAAGAGUUAAACUGGUCUCAACUCCUGUCAGCAAAAACUGGAUCUUUGGGAAAGAUGAUAUUGAAGAGCUCAUAUUUAUGCUGACUGAUUCUCCGAAUGUGAUGUGCAGACCGACUCGAGUCAGAAUGAUGUUUGCCUCCAGAGCUUGCCGUAAGUCUGUCAUGAUUGGUACAGCUCUCAGCCAAUCAGAGAUGAGAAGAUUGGUGAACCACAUGGGAGAACUAGACCAACCCUGGAACUGUCCACAUGGGAGACCAACAAUGAGGCAUUUAUUUAAUCUGGACAUGUUACCCUCCUAGUGAUCUCCCUUUAUCAAGACUUAUUAAACAACUAGGUUUUUUAUGUAAUUGAUGUAUAAAUUAAAUAAACACAGACUCAAGAAAAC